Messenger RNA from Micropterus salmoides (largemouth bass), 1233 nucleotides. RefSeq names its product bone gamma-carboxyglutamate (gla) protein, like (gene bglapl). The coding region runs from base 91 to 684 and encodes 197 amino acids. NCBI's taxonomy places the organism in Eukaryota, Metazoa, Chordata, Actinopteri, Centrarchiformes, Centrarchidae. The record is from RefSeq and is a predicted model, not a curated record. Gene Ontology annotation, molecular function: calcium ion binding; hydroxyapatite binding; structural constituent of bone. Gene Ontology annotation, biological process: bone development; regulation of cellular response to insulin stimulus; response to vitamin K. The transcript is spliced from 4 exons. Gene Ontology annotation, cellular component: extracellular region.
UUGGGGAACAGAACAAGCCAUCGGAAGAAAAGCUAAGAAGAGCAAGCCAUCAAGAAAGCAACUAGUCUACAGAGAGAACUACAAGGCAUCAUGAAGGCUCUGACUCUCCUCUCCAUCUGUGCUCUUCUGUCCCUGUCCUGGUCCAUGGGAGCUGUUGAGCCAGAGGUUGUCGUGGACCCCGCUGCCGACACAGCCGAUGAAGCUGCACCUGCUGCUGACCCUGUGGCUGCUGACCCCGCAGCUGCCGCCCCCGAUUCAUCCUCCUCAUCGGAAUCUUCCUCCUCUUCUGAGUCUGAUUCGGCCUCAUCCUCUGAAUCUGACUCCAACUCUUCCUCAGACUCUUCAGCAUCUGAUUCUAACUCCAGCUCCUCUUCCUCUGAAUCUUCUUCCUCUGAGUCAGACUCCGCCGCCUCUGACUCUUCCUCUUCUUCUUCUUCUUCUUCUUCAUCCUCCGAGUCUUCAUCGGAGUCAGCCAGUGCUGAGGCGGCUCAGGUGGUUAUGAAGAGAGACCUGGCUGCGGUUCUCCUGAGGAGAAGAAGAGCUGCCCCAUCAGGAGACCUCACCCCUCUGCAGCUGGAAAGCCUGAGAGAGGUGUGCGAGGUGAACGUCGCCUGUGACGAGAUGGCUGACACUCAAGGCAUCGUUGCCGCAUAUAACGCCUACUAUGGACCUGUCCCUUUCUAGGUUACAGACUCAUUCACAUGGGAACUGUUUUCUGUGUCAUUUUUGUAAUAGAACGGCGCAACAACUCCCCUGAAUCCAGACAAGGAGCAGACAAUCACAAAAACAAAAAGGGUUUGGCCCAUGUUAUGAUGCUAGAUGAAGCUUUUUAGGCACAAAUCCUUGUGACCAGCUUUAGUGGUCCUGUGUAAAAAGGCUCCUCCAGGCUUUCAGAAAAAGGCACAUGGAAAAACAAGCCUGUGAAGUAUGUAGUAGCCCACAUAAGAUUAAAUUAUUAUUCACUAUAAUACAAUGAAUGGUGCUACAAGUGCAGAUGUAUUUGUAUGUUAAUGUAUUGAUGUUUUUAUAUUGUGCUUUAGUCUUACUUUAACUAGAAGCAGUAGUUCUAGUAGUAGUGGAUGUAGUAAUGAUGUACUGUAGUUUUAGUAGUAGUGUAUUGAUCAUGGUAGUGGUUGUGUGCAGUGUGUGUAAGAUGCACAUCAGUUAUCUGUAAUGACUGUUACCACAAAUUGCCUCUGGGUUUGGAAAUAAUAAAUUAUUUUUUUUGUCGAA